This is a messenger RNA of Kluyveromyces lactis, 753 nucleotides long. It is a transcript of the gene COG7, whose product is annotated as Golgi transport complex subunit COG7. The transcript has a single exon. NCBI's taxonomy places the organism in Eukaryota, Fungi, Ascomycota, Saccharomycetes, Saccharomycetales, Saccharomycetaceae. The record is from RefSeq and is a predicted model, not a curated record. The coding region runs from base 1 to 753 and encodes 250 amino acids.
AUGAGUAGAAGGAUAUCUGGUGCUAAUGACCCUUUGCUAGACAUGUUUUUCGAUGAUGAUUUUGUACCUCAAGCAUUCGUCGACAUAUUGUUAUCAUCUUUCCAGACAAGCCAAUUAGAAGAAUUGAAGACCAAUUGCUCUAGUCUACUUUCAAAAAUGGACUAUUACAGUGGGCAUAUUACAAAAGAACUUGAGUCCACUAUUCAGGUGCUUCAGAAGCCUGCUGAACUUAUUAUAUACGCAGCAAAUGAGGAACAGCAAGGAACAACAAAACUAGAGUAUUAUUUGGAUACUCUAGCGAAUAGUGUGAACUUAUUAGAGACAGACGUUAAAGCUAUUGAUAAACAAUUAGAAGAGCUGAAUUCUAAAUAUGAAGACAGUAAUGAGGUAACUGAAACCUUAUCAAAGCUUACAGCAGCUAAAGAGCAUCUGGUAACUGUUAAGAGAUCAUUUGAUCUAUUAAAGACCAUAAUGGAUAUUUCAAUCCAAGAUGAUCAAGAAAAACUACAGCAUAUUUCGUUAGAUGACUUUAAACUUGCAUUAUUGACGUUACAGGAGACCAUUAUCAUUACAUUAAAGAAACCUCAGAACGAUGCAACCGAUUUGUUGAAGAAGAUAGACGCAUUUAUCGAGUUGAAAACUGUUUUGAAGGGACUUCAAAAGUUCUAUAUCCCAUACACAGAAUUUGCACAAGCUAUUCAGAAGGAGAAGGAUAAUUAUCUAAAUAGUAAGGAUACACUAGAUGAGUUAUGA